Messenger RNA from Suricata suricatta (meerkat), 730 nucleotides. Its product is annotated as rhox homeobox family member 1-like. Gene Ontology annotation, biological process: regulation of transcription by RNA polymerase II. The transcript has 3 exons. The record is from RefSeq and is a predicted model, not a curated record. Lineage: Eukaryota; Metazoa; Chordata; Mammalia; Carnivora; Herpestidae. Bases 1 to 639 code for a protein of 212 amino acids. Gene Ontology annotation, molecular function: DNA-binding transcription factor activity, RNA polymerase II-specific; RNA polymerase II transcription regulatory region sequence-specific DNA binding.
AUGGAGUCACUGCCCAGUGGUGACUGCUUCGACCCGGCUGAAUUCCUAGAUCCCGACUACCACUGGCUGGGAAUGGAAGAAGAGGAAAUAACAUCCGAACGUGUGGAGGGGGCAGCACCAGAAGCCGAGGAAGUCCUUCCCGGCCCAGUGGGCAGCAUUAACUCCCAAGACGCCAACCAUGACGGCAACCAUGAAGGCGACUUCAGGCGUGAAGGCGACAUCAACGCUGAAGGCGUGGUGAACCACGACGGCUCAGGGAACCAGGAGAUCGGCGGUGGCGUCCAGGAGCUGGGGCAGCAGCACCCUGAACCGCCACCCCAAGGGGCAGCGGCUGGGGCUCUUCCGGCCUGUGACAGGCCUCAAGGAGUCGCGCGCUCUCAGUUCACCGCGGAUCAGGAGCAAGAGCUGGAAAACGUUUUCCAGCGCACUCAAUACAUUGAUGCUCCGACAAGAAGGGAACUUGCGAGGAGCAUGGACGUGACUGAAGCCAGAGUGCAGGCUUGGUUUAAGAAUAGGAGGGCCAGGAUGAGGAGAAGUGUGAGGGCAACACUGCUCAGAAACACUGAACCCACUAACGUGAACCACCUGUACGUGCUAAUGCUGGACCCGUCAAACAUUAUUGUGUUGGACCAGUCCUAGAAUGCCGUCCUCGCACCAGAGCCGGGUUGGAGAUGGGUUCCGGUGCCCCUGACACCUGGGCUGCCUUUGUUACCUCUGCCACGUUUUUUCU